GUACAUAAAGACCUCAACUUCUUUGAGAUUGUUUGUUGGUUUCACAUCAAAUUCUCAAGGACUCUGGCAGCAACCAGAUCAACAAAGAGCGACUUUCUCUACAGAGCGACCCAUGCUCAGACAGUAUGACACAACAUCGAGGACAAAACACAGGACAAGAUAUAAACAAUAAGCUCCUCCUUCACAACAGCAACAACUCAGCACAUCUUCUCAACAUCUUCACCACUCCUCAAAAUCAUUAUUACUUGAGCAUUCGCAAACUUCAAAACUCCACAAUGGCAUCAAAAAACGUCGAUCAAAAAUCCGACUUUUCCACCUCCAUCUUAAGAUUGAAGCACCUGAUCCUAUCAGACGACGACGAUCGAGCAACCAUAGCCCACUUCCAAGCAUAUCGCCGCUUAGGAGGUCAUCCCACCAAAGAAAUGUACGAAAAAUACCUUGCAGCGAUAGAAAAUCAACAAGCAGAAUGCAGCAUCAGCAUCAACCGACCCCAUGAGCAAAACAACAACAUCAACAGUGUGUUCAUCACCGCUCAGGCAGAAGGCGCCACCAGUCAUGGUCCUAUCCAUAUCACCAGCCAUCCUGGAAAAGAUACCACCGAUCAGUGUACCGAGCCUCCAGCUUCGUCAAAUAUCGUGUGGGACAUUGGAUGUAAGGCGAAGGAUGCCGUUGUGUUUGUCGCUUCAGGAGUUGCUAAGCUGUUUUGGUUGACCAAGUGAGCCAGUUGGAGUUGACAUAGAGCCGGGUACUGGAUUGUUGGUAGGAGUGGAGAGGGUGACCUGCUGGCGGGUUGCGAUAGAUUUCGUUGUUUCCAAUAGAUCGAAGUCCUGCUGAUUUGCGUGAAAUAUUCUUCUUG
Mollisia scopiformis is the source of this 856-nucleotide messenger RNA. RefSeq lists its product as uncharacterized. Bases 126 to 719 code for a protein of 197 amino acids. NCBI's taxonomy places the organism in Eukaryota, Fungi, Ascomycota, Leotiomycetes, Helotiales, Mollisiaceae. The record is from RefSeq and is a predicted model, not a curated record. The transcript has a single exon.